GUAAUCCCAGCCCCUCUCCCUCCUCCACAGCCACCUGCGGCUGCCCUGCCGCUCCGCUUGGUGUUGGGAGGAUGACUUCUCCUGUUACUUAAGUUUCCGUGGCACUUGCUGAAGCACCUGUUUGUGUGUGUGAGAGAGAGAGAAAGAGAAAGAGUGUGCCUGGGCACACUAAGCCAAGCGCGGGGCCCUAAGCAAGGGAGCCUUUUGUGCUACUGGGAGCUUCUUUCAUUACCUUUCCAGCUCACUGGGCCUGACCUUCGGCUCUCUCCACAUCUCUCCUCCCUUCUCUCUCUUGCGCGCGCUCCUCACCUUGUGGCCUCGCCGUCCAGCUGGCAGUCAGGCUGGUGUCAGCUUUCUGCGGUGUGUGUUUGUGUAUGUGCGUGUGUGUGUGUGUGUGUGUGGGGAGAGGGGACAUUGUAUGUGGCAGGGGAGCAUGUGUAUUGCGAGUAUGGCAGUGGGAUGCACUGCAAAAGGCUCACCAGGGGCUUGAGGGCUGCUCGGUACCACCCGGACUCGGAGGCAGCAGAGUGACAUCCGGGCGAGGACUCCCAGAGAGCCAGGAGUGGACGGAGGCAGCAGUAAGCGAGAAAGGAGGCCAUGGUGCUACACAGGGCCAUCCAGGCAGCGCGGGAGGGGGACUUGGCAGGCCUGAGGGAGUUGAGGGCUGCUGGGUGUCUGUCGGAGACCAUCACUGACACCCAGGGGGCCGGACCCGUGCACCACGCCGCGCGGUGCGGUCGCCUGGACUGCCUGAAGUUCUUAGUCGCCGAUGCCGGACUACCGGGAAACACGCGGGCCCGAAACGGAGCCACGCCUGCACACGACGCCGCUGCCACAGGACACGUCAGAGAACUGCAGUGGCUCGUGGAGUUUGGGGGAUGCCAUGUGCAGGACUGGGAUGCAGCAAGAGCCACGGCCCUUCACUUGGCUGCUCGUUUUGGGCAGGUGGCGGUGGUUCAGUGGCUGCUGUCGGUGGGUGCCGGAGCUCAGGACACGACGGUCUGCGGGGCAAUGCCUGCCCACUACGCCACAGCGAAGGGAGACCUCACCUGUCUAAAGCUGUUAAUUCAUCAGGCACCAGGAUGUGUGAACUGUCAGACUGGCAUGGGUGCCACCCCUCUUUACCUGGCUAGCCAGGAGGGGCACCUGCACAUAGUGGAGUACCUGGUGAAGGAUUGCGGGGCGGACGUUAACCUGCGGGCACACGAUGGCAUGAGUGCUCUGCACGCUGCAGCCCACAUGGGCCACCAUGCUCUCGUUGUGUGGCUGGCCACCUUUACAGACAUCAGCUUGUCAUGCCAGGACAAAGAGGGGGCGACAGCCCUGCAUUUUGCUGCCAGUGCCGGGCACCACAGGAUUCUGGAGCGGCUCCUGCGUCUGGGGGCCCAGGUGCUCCAGGACUACUGGGGAGGGACACCCCUGCAUGAUGCUGCUGAGAAUGGAGAGUUGGAGUGCUGCAGGGUCCUGUUGGCGGGCAGGGUUAGCCCCUCGGAGCGGGAUGUGGACGGCUUCACUGCAGCUGACCUGGCCGACUACAACGGCCACUACGACUGUGCCAACUACCUGCGUGCCGCGGAGCGAAUUCCAUCCACCACUGAUAAUCCCAUUGAAGAGGCAUUUCCAAUCGAGGAGGAGGAAGCGAGAGAAAGGCAGAGUGUUUCCUGGAAGCCCAGUGCUGAGGACUAUUACCGUCACCUUAGCCACCCUCGCCAAGAAGCCCCCAGCAACGGCCCAAAGAUGGACAGCCUGAAGCAGCCAGAGAUGGAAGAGUCCCCCCAGGCCCGGCACCCCGCAGCAUCCAAAGGACCAUCUCCCCCGAGCCUGAGUGGUGGCGUGAGCUCGCUGAUGAAGACCGACCUCCAGAUAAACAGCUCUGUCAUGAGGAACUUCCAACUGACCAAGCCAGCGGAAGCAGAGAAGAAGCUUCCUGGCGAUACGAAGCACGUUGUUAGCCUCAAACACGCCGGCAUGACAGCGGUCUUCACCGGACAAGCUAGCAAGAUGGUGGUGUUGCCCACAGAGGAGGCCAACCUGUCCGACAUCGACUCCCUGGUGCCCACGCACGAUGAGAGAGGGAGGCCAAUCGCCGAGUGGAAGCGGCAGGUGAUGGUCAGGCAGCUGCAGGCCAGACUCCUGGAUGACGAGGCCCAGAGAAGAAAGGAGAAUGGGAACAGGUACCCAAAGAUGGAUAGCUGGAGGUACUCCCACUCCCACAAUGCCAUCCUGGGGCCGUUCGGAGAGAUGCUGACCGAAGACGACCUCAUCUACCUGGAGAGGCAGAUCGAGAGUGUGUCCAUGCAGCGGAACUGUGAGGGCUACGAGAUGGAGCUGGCUCGCCUGGCCGAGGAGCUGCGGCACAUCCUGCCGGCGCCCAUUGUCAACAUCAGUGUCAACACCCAGUUCCGCAACUUCCAGAGCCAAGUGUCGCUUCCCGUGUGGUGCAACCGGAUAUCGGGGAUCGUAAAGAGCAUGUCCCUGCUCAUGACCAACCUGACGGACCAGCCCUACUGUAAGAUGUUCAACAAUGACCUGGUGACGGUCUUCUCCGAGAUGCAGACCACCAAGAGGGGACACAGGGAGAAGAUUGAGAAUGAGAUCCACCAGUUUGGCGUCUCUGUGCGCAACCUGAAGUCCAAUUUCGAGAACCAGGUCUGUACACCUCAGGGGGUUGAGGAAGACGUGACCACCAUCUCCAUCCAGGAGGUUCCUGUAGAGAAUAGUGUUGAGGUGGAACCACCUAAGUGUAGCUCUCCAUCGCCUGAGCCAGACCCGGGCAACGACUCGGGCAUAGAUUACAACGAGAAUGUUGUGGAUGUCAUGGAAACAACCAGCUUGCGCAAGGAACGGAUCGUGGUGCUGUUCCUGGGCCACUGGAAGAAGUCGGCCUACACCGUGACGCUGAAGACCAGGGAAGCAGAGAGGAAGCUGAGCUUACCCGAGGCUUCUGAAAAGAAGACUGUCAGCCGCAAAACAAGCGCUGAGGUGGUACCCCAGAAGAAGAGCAUUGAUUAUGGCUCCCUGGGAACCUUCUUCAAGCAGCGCAGCACCAUCAACAAAAUGCUGGGGAACUGGCGGAGCAUGAUAUCCAGUGUCCCCUCACGCCAGAUCCGGCGCCUCAACCGGCAGCAGGCCCUCUACUCGCCCGAGCAGUUCCUUCCCCGCGUGGAUGGUGCGCCAGUGAGCUACGACAGCCUGACCCUUGACCUCUUCAUGCUGGGCUACUUCCACAUCCUGGAGCUGGACUUGCCCGCGGAUGAGCGGAAGAUGAGACACCUGCUCUGCUUCGAGGUGUUUGACCAUGUGGGCCGCUUCACCUGGGAGACGGUCCGUGACUUCCACAAGGCGGUUGUCCAAGACAUUGAGGCCGGGAACCGGGAGUGGAAGGACGGAUUUGAGGACAUCAAAGUGAGGUUUUUUGGCGCCGGGUCUGGCCAGGCCGAGCUUCCCAGCCCGGAGAAGACUCCGCAGGUGGAGAGGAGGCCAGUACCUAAAGUCAUUGUCCAGACCCCAACUCCAGAUGAAGGGGCCAAGUCGAAAAAAGGAAUGGACAUUUCCAGUUUCAGUAAUGAAGAGAUCUGCAAGUACAUUGACCGCAGUUUUGCCUUUUGGAAAGAGAAGGAAGCGGAAAUUUUUGACUUUGAGUAGUUUGGCUUUGUUUGUCUAUCUUUUGAUACUUUUGUACAAAUUUACAUUGUAUACAUUGACUUGACAGCUUUAGUAUAUUUUGAGUAGUGAGAUUAUGCAGUCAUGAGUGUAUUUCUUUUCCAACACUUGAAAUAAGUUAUUACUGCAUUUCCUUCAUGGACUACCUGAAAAUAAGUAUGUUUUUUUGACAUUAUUUUGGUGUCAAUUUGUAUCUGUUUUGCUAUAUCUUUCCACAAUAACUAAUAUGUUGAUCUCUUAGAUUUUGAAGCAAAUGUAGGUCAAAGGUCAAAUUGACAAUAAAAACUGGAAUGAAAGGUUUUAGAUGAUGAAUUGUCAUGAUGAGAUGUUUUCUAUAUGAUUUGAUUAAUAU
This is a messenger RNA of Alosa alosa (allis shad), 4015 nucleotides long. RefSeq names its product espin like a (gene espnla). Gene Ontology annotation, cellular component: cytoplasm. The record is from RefSeq and is a predicted model, not a curated record. Gene Ontology annotation, biological process: actin filament bundle assembly. The transcript has 10 exons. Gene Ontology annotation, molecular function: actin filament binding. Lineage: Eukaryota; Metazoa; Chordata; Actinopteri; Clupeiformes; Clupeidae. The coding region runs from base 598 to 3645 and encodes 1015 amino acids.